Molecule: messenger RNA, 5073 nt
Organism: Exophiala xenobiotica
Lineage: Eukaryota; Fungi; Ascomycota; Eurotiomycetes; Chaetothyriales; Herpotrichiellaceae
Exons: 2
Coding region: 233-4657 (1474 amino acids)
Biological process (GO): deadenylation-independent decapping of nuclear-transcribed mRNA
Cellular component (GO): P-body
Molecular function (GO): protein binding
Source: RefSeq, a predicted model, not a curated record
CCAACAGUGAAGUUAUUUCACCUUUGCCCUAAUACAUUCAUCAGAUUUGAGCUGUGUUGACAGUCUCGCUUCAGCACUCCUCUGUGCUGCCACUCAUUCGUCCUUUAGUUCUCUUUCUGGGUGUGACAUCCCGGAGAAGAACACCCGCGCUACGACGUCUUCGCUAAUUUCGCCUUUUGCAUCACCAGCUUGCGAGCUCAUCUAGCUUGUGAUUUGUGGUUCGACUGGAAAAAUGUCGACCAACGAUCUUCAAGCUCUUUUUGCAAAUCUGAGGCCCAAGGCUCGCGAUUCACCUGCGCCUUCUCAAGCUUCCAAUCGUCCCGGCUCUAGCGGACUUGCCUCGCAGUCUGCCAGCGCCCAACCACUUCCUUCGACUCCUCCGCCACCAUUCCCCUCAAUCGGCAACGGACGUGCUCAAGCCACGAUGGUUUCUCAGGGUGGUCCAGCGCCGUCUGUCACCGGCCAGUCACUUUUGAACUUGCUUAACUUCGGACCUUCAACCCAACAAUCUGCCAACACUGACGCCACUACCUUCCCUACUCCGAAUGAUGAUCGUGAGAACGGAGUCAAGGCCGCAGAAAAAGGAGGAACUACCACGGAAGCGCCGUCAUUGUCGGCUUCUGAUCUUGUAGCAAAGUUCAUGAGCCCUCCACCAGCCGGAUCUCGGACAGCAUCGAAAUCCCCGUUCAAUUUGGAAGACCAAGGUGGAGGUGGUGACCAGCCGUCAUCUAAUGUAAGCCGGGAUGCCUCUCAAGAUGCGCUGCUAAAGCUCCUCAAAAAAGCACACUCGGGCAAUGCUGCGCUUGGGAGGCAGGGGUCUUCUGAACAAGCUCGAUCACAGCCUUCUGAAACAGAGACUCAAAAGGCAGAGCAUCCGCCUGCCAUCAACGCUGAUCUUCCCAUACGUGCCUCUGGAGCGAGCCCAGCUGUGAAGGCACCUCCAGAGCAAAAUGGCUCGAAGUCUGAGAACAAGCCACUCUUCACUUAUGUCAACCCAUUCGAAGCUCUCAACGCUUCUCGCUCCCAAACACCGAGAGCAUCGUCACCUGUUCCAGCUGCCAAUCCUCGUGACGUACCUGUGCAAAGCAUAGAGAGUUCCAAUGAUCGACUCUGGGAGGGCACCUCGCCCGUGGCUACUCCAGAACAGGUCGCCAGGAGAAAGAUUCUUACACCUCGAUUGCCAUCAGGAGGCAGACAGGGCACGAUCUCGCGCGAAGCUUCCGUCUCUGCGCCGGAGAAGGAGAGAAAGUCUGAGAACGGAGCGACAGCGGCGGAGAAGUCAUUCUUUGAAUCCGCAAAGCUUGUUCCAGAAACCUUUGACGCCGCAACGGUAGACAAAGCCGCACCGGAGCCGAGCAACGAUGUCCAACCUGGAGACGCCCUGGGCGCAGAACAUUCCGCGGAGCAGGCGCCAAAUGGUGGCGACGAGUGGGAAGACGCUGACGAAUCGCCUACUAAAGAGUCUGGAGAGCGCGUUGUCCCUGUUUACAAUUUUCCCAUCAAGCCCUUCGUCUCAAUCACACUGCAACUAGGCGAAGGUUCCGAUGUGUCAAUUCGUGAUGAUGGUGUUAUGGAGAUCUCGCGGUUGAAGAAAGAUUUCGAUCAGCUUGACCGUUCGCUGGCCGCCGCCACUGCCAAAUACAUCACAUAUGCCCUGGUGAAAAACGGAGGUAUGCGAAUCAUACGACAAGAUGAUGGCAGUGAUCGCCAAGUGUUCAAGAAUUCGCACGAUCGCGUGUUCAAUGUUGCAUUCUGUACUACCUCCCCUAAUGGCCCGCCAUCUGACGAUCAAGCAAUUCUUGGGACUGGAGUCAGUGGUGCCGUUUACUACGCCACCAUUCACAAAAACGGCAAUGAUUUGUUCGAGAAGAACGAACUCGAGUCAGAAAGCCUCAUUUUCCCUCCAUACCCCCCAGCAGAUGAAAAUACAGCUGGAGGCGUGCUGAAGACUCGUGCCAAGCGAAGCUCUCGACAUCCAGAGUUUUUCGCCAUCGGUAGGGGAAAAGCGAUUCAUCUCGUCUGGCCUGCAACCGCACUCUCCUCGCGCUACGGAAUUGAUGAGACUAGUCGUCGGGUUGACGUCGACAAGUUCUUUCAGGAACGAGCUUUUCAGAUCUCGACAGGAAAGGCUGGAAAGGACUUCACUUUUAGUGAGGACGACAGCUUGAUUGUGUCUCUGGAUAAGACCGGGAGAUUGCGAUUCUGGGAUAUCCGCAAGCUUAUCGAGGAAGCCAAUACUACAGCAUCGCACGUUGCAGGCAUGACAGUAGAUACACCAUUGCUAUCAUUGUCUACUGCGUCUCCGGCAGAGAAGUCCUGGCCAACGUCGGUUCUGUUUGUUGACAAAGCUCGCCCGUACGUCAAGGGAGGCGCUCUCCGGUAUGUUCUCGUUGGGUUGAGACAAAACCAUACUCUUCAGCUUUGGGAUAUUGCUCUUGGAAAGGCUGUCCAGGAGAUCAACUUUCCGCACGAGAACGAGACCGACGGGAUUUGCAGCGUCAACUACCAUCCUAGCAGUGGCAUCAUUAUCGUUGGUCAUCCCACUAGAAAUUCGCUCUUCUUCAUCCACCUGUCAGCACCACGCUACACGCUGAGCUCGUCGUACUCUCAGGCGACAUAUGUUCAAGGUACUGCUAUGAAAGAUCCAGAGCUUCCCAAACCUGAAUCUACAGCCUGCAUGAGCGGCAUUCGCGAGAUAUCCUUCACAGGAAGAGGUCAGCUUAGAAGUGUCGAGCUCCUACCGGUCUACAGGGCCGCAGACGAGAAAAAGACGAUCGAUGACAAGGUUCCCCUGUUUGAGCUGUAUGUUGUGCACUCGAAGGGUGUCACUUGCUUGAGCAUUACCAAAGAAGAUUUGGGCUGGAACGCUGACAGCAAAGUGCUUCAUCCUGUAGAUGCUGCCAAAGAAGGUCUUGUCGAUUUGAAGGAAUUGCGGCUUGGAAGCGUUAUUGAGGAGACCGAGCCAAUCAAGAGCCCUGCGGAAGAAGUACAACAGUCCACCAAAUCGUCCAAGAAGAAGUCGGCGAAGAAAGCUGAAGCUGCCACGGAACGUACCGAGCCCUCUUCGAAUGAAGUGCAAGGCAUUCCCAAAGCCGCGCCCGAAAUCUCUGCUGUCCCCGAGCCUCAGGCCGAGCCAGCGGCCAGCGAAGGGCCCACAACGAAGCAGAGCAAGAAAAACAAGAAGAAAGCCACCCUAGCAGCUGAAUCCCCUGCGCCAGGCAAGCCCCCUUCACGCGCGUCCUCACCAACUAAGAAAUCGUCCACCCCUGCAGAAGUCUUUCCAGGGCCAACCACUGCUGCCAUUGAAGAGAACAUAUCCAAGCAGCCUGCUAGCGUUCCAGCCGAAUUAGCUUCUUCGCAAUCUGAGGCUGUCUCCGCUGGCAUUCAUGGUGAUUGGCUCGACAAGCUCAUAAAGCUCGAGCGAGGAGUGGCGGGGGAGUUUCGAAAAGAGCUCAGUGGCUUGUAUCAGAGCAUCCACAACGAUCGGAUUGUCCAGGAUGAAUCUGCUGUCGCACGUCAACAAGCCCUCCUCGGGGUUGUCUCGACCACAUUGACCAACAACGUUGAAAAGGCUCUAUCACGUAUCGUGGCUGCUCAGAUGCAUCAGUCGAUGGUUCCAGCAGUGACUAGCGCCACAGUGCAAGCCGUCAGCAGCGAGGUGGGGUCCGCUGUUCAGAAGUCUCUCCACGCUCUUGUGCCACAAGAAUUGGGCGCCCAGCUUCCCACUGCCAUUAAUACAGCGCUCCAGAGUCCCCAGAUGAGCCGCACUAUCGCUGAUACAAUAUCACAGAAGAUCUCGAAACAAGUGGAGACACAAUUGGCAGACGUGCUGCAGAAACAGGUUGUGCCGGCGUUCAGAACCCUCGCUGUUGCGACCGCUGAGAAAGCAGCUUCUGAAGUCGAGGUUCGACUUCGCAAAGAUAUCCAUCAGCUCGAGGCCGACAGACGGCAUGACAUGGGCAGGCUUGAGAAGCUUGGUCAAGUCCUUCAAGCCACGACCGAGACUCUCCAGCAGAUGUCGAAUGCCCAGGUGGCUUUUCAGGGUCAGAUACUCAAGGACCGCCGCCAAUUGGCUCUUCUUGGAGAAGGCAGCACACCGAGCGCAUCACGUCAGGUUUCGACUGCACGUAUGACUCCCUCACCGCAAGGCUUUGGUCGCCAGGUCGUUCCGAGACAGAAAACCAAGGAGGAAGUGGAGUUGGAUGAAAUCACAGACCUAAUGAACGACGGCCAUUAUGAAGAGGGCUCGAUUAAGUGGUUGCAAUCAAGCCAGCCUGUUGAAUUGUUCGACAAGCUCUUCAUUCACUACACGCCGGAGUACCUGGCUACGGAUGUCUCGCCCCUUAUUGCGUUCUCGAUUGCUGUCACGAUUGGCAACUCCCUUACAACCAAUACUGCUCGAAGACUCGAGUGGGUAUUGGCAGCUUUCAAUGCGGUUGAUCUUACUGACCCUGAAAUUGCGGAUCUAGCACAGCAUGCUCCUGCACUUUUGAGCUCGCUUAUUCAGAAACUCGAAGGGCUGUAUAUGACCAUUGCGGAACGUGAUCCUAGAGAUCCUGCGCUGCAGCUUAUGCCGCUGGUCUCGAGGAAGGCAAAGGAUAUGAAAGCGUCACUGCUGGGUGCGGUAGGGUAUGGUCGCGCAAGUCAGACUAUGUGAUUCUGCAUGUACUCAGACACUGGCUUACUUUCACAUGAACACGAGGCAAGGAGAAAGCAAACCAUGCCCAAAUUGGAGUUGUUCGAUGUAACCUGAGCGCAUUGGUGGCGGUUGAUGAACUGCGGAAUAGGCAAGGCUGUAGUCUCUUGACAAUCUGCCGACGUGCUUGUCUAGGGUUGAAGGAUUAUCAUUGUACUUUUUCGUAAGGAGCUCAGUUCCCGGUCAGCCGACUUACUCGAGAUAUAGGGUCGGCAGGCUGAGCACUUGAAGAAUCGAGAAACUUGGAAGGUGAAGGAGCAAUGGGGAGUUGGUAGUCGAACCUUGGUGUGGCACUUCAUCUCUUUCAUCUACUUUCAGUUUGCCUUCACCUUGAAACAUCAUUCUUCUUUUUAUUGAUCAACACGCAUGAACCCUGC